Molecule: messenger RNA, 876 nt
Organism: Cutaneotrichosporon cavernicola
Lineage: Eukaryota; Fungi; Basidiomycota; Tremellomycetes; Trichosporonales; Trichosporonaceae
Gene: POP2
Exons: 5
Coding region: 1-876 (291 amino acids)
Cellular component (GO): P-body; CCR4-NOT core complex; CCR4-NOT complex
Molecular function (GO): nucleic acid binding; poly(A)-specific ribonuclease activity
Source: RefSeq, a predicted model, not a curated record
AUGGUUUCCGCACAGCGGCCUCCAGAGUACGGCAUUCGCGAGGUCUGGGCAGACAACCUCGAGACCGAGCUCCAGCACCUCCGCCAUGCCGUCGACCAGUACCCCUACAUCUCCAUGGACACCGAGUUCCCAGGCAUCGUCGCGCGUCCAAUCGGGAGCUUCAAGACCGGCUCGGACUACCACUACCAGACGAUGCGAUGCAACGUCGACAUGCUCAAGAUCAUCCAGCUCGGCGUGACGCUCAGCGACGAGAGCGGCCACUCACCGGAGGGCUACACAUGGCAGUUCAACUUCCAGUUUAACCUCACGGACGACAUGUACGCGCCCGAGAGUAUCGAGCUGCUCAAGAACUCUGGCAUCGACUUUAAGCGCAACGAGGAGGACGGCAUCGACGUCGAGUACUUUGGCGAGCUGCUCGUGACCUCUGGGCUCGUACUCUUCCCCACCAUCAAAUGGGUGUCCUUUCACUCCGGGUACGACUUUGGCUACCUCCUCCGCAUCCUCACGUGCGAGCCUUUGCCAGCGACCGAGCAGGACUUCUUCGACCUCCUGUUUGUGUGGUUCCCCUGCAUCUACGACAUCAAGCACAUCGUGCGGUCUGUCAGGAUGCUCCGCGGUGGACUGCAGGAGAUCGCCGAGAGCAUCGGCGUCCAGCGGAUAGGACCACAGCACCAGGCUGGCUCCGACUCGCUCCUCACCGCCAACGUGUUCUUCAGGAUACGGGGCAACUACUUCAACAACGUGCUUGACGACUCGUACUACAAGAACUAUCUGUACGGCUUCAGCACUGGCCGCACGCAGCCACCAGGCGAGACACAAAAGCCACCGUCGCCAACGCCGCAGGCCCAGCUCCUUAGCGGCGAGAAGCCCUACUAA